This is a messenger RNA of Schistocerca gregaria, 4583 nucleotides long. Its product is annotated as sodium channel protein Nach-like. Bases 22 to 1464 code for a protein of 480 amino acids. The record is from RefSeq and is a predicted model, not a curated record. The transcript is spliced from 9 exons. Gene Ontology annotation, molecular function: ligand-gated sodium channel activity. Lineage: Eukaryota; Metazoa; Arthropoda; Insecta; Orthoptera; Acrididae. Gene Ontology annotation, cellular component: membrane. Gene Ontology annotation, biological process: sodium ion transmembrane transport.
CAGCGGCUAGUGGCAGCAGCAAUGCGUCUGCAGCGCGCGGCCGCUGCCGCCAAGACGUACGUGCUGCACCUUGGCCGCGAGACGAGCGUGCACGGCGUCAGCCACCUCGUAGCGCCCGACAGGCACCCGCUGGAAAUUGCUCUGUGGGGCUUCAGCAUAGUGGUAGCGAUUGCAGUCAGCGUAUUGCUCACAAUGAGCAGCUACAGACGGUUCCAGGAGCAACCGACUGUUGUGUCGCUGGAGAAAGACUACCAGAACUGGCAAAAUUUAUUUCCCGCAGUCACCGUCUGCUACAGAGACAGGCUCGACGAGGAAGCAGCAGCGGAAUAUAUCUCACGGAAGUGGGCCUAUGCGACUGAUAAGAAGAAUUAUUAUAUGAACUUCCUCGCAGACGUAGUGAAUAUUUCGCUGUUAAAUCUCGCAGCAUUUACGAAGUACCAGGAAGACCGCUCGCUCUAUGGCAUUGCCGGCGAAAUGAAGAGUAUCGCCACAAAAACACACAUACGCUACAAACCUUCCAAACAGUUCCGCUCCCUCCUCACGGAUAAGGAAUUUGAAAGUGUUUUCACAGAAUUUGGCUUAUGUUUCUCGCUAGCCUCUUCAAUUGCUGUAGCUUUGGAACCAAUAAAUUCGACAAAACCAAAGAAAUUUUCGGAGCCAUGGAAAUGUAACUCGGUUACUGAUCAAGUAUGCUACGGCCAUUUGCAGUUUGACAAAUUGAAGACACAGGUGCAGAUAUUCGUUCAUUCUCCGUAUGAGAUAGCAGCUACAGGUACAUGGUUCCACUAUCUGGAAGGAAAGAGAGUCGUGAGCGCCGCGUUCAAAAACUUCCAGCUGGUAUCGUCACCUGAAGUCCUGGAAUUAUCUGUUCGACAGAGGGGCUGUUACUUGUAUGAUCAAAAGCGAAAUUUGCCGUACAGCGUCAAUCUUUGCAAAAUGACCUGUAGAGCGAAUUUCGCAAUGCGCUUAUGUCGAUGUGUGCCUUACUUCUACUCUACACUUGGUAUUAGACCGAUAUGUGAUGUCAAAGGUCUUGCUUGUCUUGCACCGUAUGCUAAGAACCUGGAACAUCUGACUGACAAAAAUGGUAAACCAGUCAGGUGCAAAUGUGUUAAUCCUUGUGAGACAGUUCAUUACACAGUGUCAAAAAUAAGCGAAUUAGCAAUGAAAUCCAUUGCUGGAGGUUUCAGUCUGGACGGACUUGUUUUUAAGUGGAGCAUAGCGCCAUACAACAAAUCUAGAUACAAAAGAGAAACAUUGUACACUUUUGAAGACUUACUGGUGUCUUUAGGUGGUACAGCAGCCUUGUUCCUGGGUUGCAGUUUACUUAGCGCCGUGGAACUGGUCUACUUGUUGACUCUUCGUCUCAUUUUCUUGCGCGUUCAGACUGAUCUAUCUCCAGGAAAAAGAAAAAGGAAGAAGAGGAGGCUCAAAUGGCUCGAAAACAUUACCAAGGAAAUUUAGUGAGCUGAAGCUAGUAAAUCUGGUCAUGCAGUGACGAAUAAUGAUGCACCUUUCCGAGCUUGUAACAUUUUAAAUGUAUAGACUAGUGUUUCAUUUGCUCUUUGUUGUUCGAGGUAAUUAAUCGUAAGUGCUAUGUUAUUGCAGCUACUGAUCUAAAUAAUCGUAGAUUUAACUCUGUUUAGUAUAUUACAAUGAAACUGAAACAGUUGUUUGCGUAUGAAUUUAUGAAUUCCUCUGGUUGCACCUUGUACUCUUCAAAUACAUAGACUCACUGACAUUUCGGCAGAAUCUGGGGUAAAAAUAUACCCCGAAUCCAGCUUUACGAAAAUCUGUUUUUUACAGUAACUGACACUUGUUAAUUAUUAAUGACACAAAUCACUAGGAAUGUUUGCUCUACAUCCCGGCCAUUACCAGGGUUACAAGCACAAUCUACACGACAUGUUUGGCGUGGAACGCGUCACUGUACACUUCUUGGCCGCGCGGGAUUAGCCGAGCGGUCUCAGGCGCUGCAGUCUUGGACUGUGCAGCUGGUCCCGGCGGAGGUUCGAGUCCUCCCUCGGGCGUGGGUGUGUGUGUUUGUCCUUAGGAUAAUUUGGGUUAAGUAGUGUGUAAGCUUAGAGACUGAUGACGUUAGCAGUUACGUCCCAUAAGAUUUCAAACACAUUUGAACACCCCUUAGGUUGGUAUGAUGCAGUCAGCAGCACAAGAUGCGCUAGUGACUAUUUCCUGCAUUCCUUAGAGGAAUUUCCUAGUAUAUCACGUAUCGGGCAUCCAGCUACUAUUUCAACGCGCUUUGCCCAAAAAAGCUUAUGGUUCUUGUGAAAUUUCUUGGAAAACUAUGAACUUACCAUUAUUGUUCUCCUGGUCUUAUUUUGUCGAGUAAUGAAAACAGUGAAAACACAUUUUUAUUGAACAGCAAUAUCAGUAGAGAAGAAAAUGUCUUUUCCUCAAAGCAAUCACAUCACAAUUGCUUAUUAUUUUGGUGAUUUUAUUUAUUUACGUUCUAGCUUUCUGACAGCAACUUCGACAGCCUAGGCAUAUGUCACAUAUAUUUCACAGGUGCCUCUAUGUUUAACACCAUAGAGGACGUUAAAUAUAUUCAGCAGUGUGACAUUACCUUCAGCACUGAAACGCGCUGCCAGAAUUACUGGAUCGCUGCAGUGUCCGUUCUCACGAACUGCUUCACGCAUUGAACAACAAAAAUAAGAGACAGAGUGCGUUUCAUCCCUCUAAAGUGUUCCAAGUAUACUAAUUACAGAAAAGAAGCACCAACAGUUCGUUUCCAACAUCUUUGCAUGUCACUCAUUGUCGUACCCACCCCCAUCCCUAAGGGCAGUAUAGAUGUCUUACUGACACAGUACUUUCGUACGUAGAAUGGGUCACAUUUGUCUAUACCAAAUUUAGUUGAAAUCACUACAGGCGUUCUUGUGUUGUACUUUAAUGUGACACCUUUUCACCCCCAUCAUCACCCAUAUGGGUGCUAGGGCUGUCUUACUGUCACAGUAAUUUUUUCCAGAUACUAAGUGAUACCUAUGUCAAGAUUUGAAGAAAUUGCUUAAAAGAUAUAUCGCUGUGUUUACACUCCGAGUCCCACCCCUAGAGGUGAAAAUUGAUCAAGACUGUCAUCAAUGAGCUUUGUAUCUCUGAAAACUAAGAAAUCGAUAAUAACAUCGGUUGUUACGGAAUCUUUUUAUAUUCCAUGGCUUGUCGCCUCCAGCGCCAGGGGUGCUUUGGUACAUUACCCCCCUACCCCAGUAUUUUUAUACAAGUAAAGAGUCAUUCACAAAUAUAAUUUGGUUGAAAUUGUUUCAGACGUCACCUUCCUGUUCACUCCCACGCCUGCGGGAUGUAGAUGGCUCUUACCUCCAUAACGCUUCUUUCCAUACUGCGAUAAAUCAAGUUUGGUUGAAAUCAGGCUAGUGCUUUAGAAGGAGAUGUGAAUCGCAUAUACAUGCAAUGAUUUUUAUAAAUGUGUGUAUUUUUGUUCCAAUGAGCCUCUAACUCUAUCUACGAUAUCUGACUCAGAACUGUUAAAACAAAAGAAAAAAGAAAAAAACAAAAACACUGUAUCUGUGGCGUCAGGAGUAUUCAUGUGCGUCUAUGCGUCUAACGUAAUGAACUAAAGACAGUUCGUUAACUCGAUAUAAUCUUUUCACACCUUACGCGUGGAACAUCUUUUGUAGGAGGGAGACAAAAAGGUAAUUAAGAACUAUAAUUUCUUGUUUUACGAAACCGAAUUUGAUGAAGACACUAGACUCAUAUUUUGAAUAAUGGACAUUCAUGCCCUGUUCUUCCAUCCUGAUAUAGGUUUUCGGUGGGUGCCCUGAAUCCCUUAAGGUAAAUGCCAGGGUGGAUCCUUUGAAAGAUUGUGGUGGAUUUCUUUUCUUAUCCUGUGCUACGUCUCCGAUGACUGAGUCGUUUGCGAGACGCAAAACCACAACGGCUUUUUAUUUUUCUUCAUUUUUCAUCUUCGCCAUUCACAUACAGUGUACGAAGCAACAUGCACAGAGCCUACCAUGCGAUUCUCUUCCAUUCGUGGACUUUUAUGACUAUCAAAUUUAUAGGAUGAAAUCAGCAAAUGAUAAUAUGUUUGCUAAAUGAAGCAUGCUGUUAAUUCUAUGUAAACAAUUUUCAAAACUUAAAUGUCAUUUUAAGAUAGGAUUGUAUUGCACUAACAAGCUCUCAAAACAGAUAAUGGUUCCGCAAUAAAUUAACCUUAGCAAUGACUGGUUGCUGGAUUUUUCUCCUGAACUGAAAUGCCUGUUUUAUAUAUCCGUUAAGACUGCAUAUCUGAUAAGACUGCACUGUACCCAUCGCAACGCUGGGCCAAGGAAUUUUCCAAUUCUUAGCUUGAUUAUACUGAAAGAAAAUGUGUAAUUGCAACAUAAAAAUGCCUUAUGAGCAAAGAUUUCUGUGUUAUUGAAAGGUUUAUCAAAAUACGACUGUAAAAUAAAAAAAACAGUGUUAUUUGUUAGGAGUCACUGAUCUAUUAUUGUAAAACAAUGAUAAAAAUAAGAAAUUAGAAAUAAAUUAUGUUAAUUUCUCUAUUUACAGGACAACCAUGAAACCUCAUUGUCCAGAAUUGCUAUGUUCAAUAAAAACAAUACCAAUCACCGUUA